This is a messenger RNA of Myripristis murdjan (pinecone soldierfish), 2320 nucleotides long. RefSeq names its product sodium channel modifier 1 (gene scnm1). Gene Ontology annotation, biological process: RNA splicing. The transcript has 8 exons. Gene Ontology annotation, cellular component: nucleus. Lineage: Eukaryota; Metazoa; Chordata; Actinopteri; Holocentriformes; Holocentridae. The record is from RefSeq and is a predicted model, not a curated record. Bases 115 to 891 code for a protein of 258 amino acids.
CAAUGCAUCAUUGUAGUGAGGAAGUAGCGCAGCCAACAUGGCGGGUGUUGUCAUGCAGUAGCUUCUGAGCUGUUGGUGACAUUUAAUGCUAGUUUCUAAUUAACCAGCGGCACAAUGUCUUUUAAACGAGAAGGCGACGACGGCAGCCAGUUGAAUAUCCUGAAGAAACGGCGUGUUGCAGAUCUUCUGUCUAAUUUCAUACCUGAAGAUGAAGCGGUUCUCAUGAAGAAUGGGAGAUACAGCUGCCUGGUGUGCUCCUACCGGCCCGUGUUUGACACUGUUGAAAUGCUGACGGUCCACAGGAAAGGGAAGAGACACCUGGAAGGGUUAAAGAGGUUUUAUGGCAAGAAAACACAGUUGAAGAAUGAAAUUACAAAAAGGCAGCAUGAAAACUAUGUCCAGGCUGAAGAUGGCAGACAGGAGCCGCCCGGUUCAGCUCCUUUACUGGCACGGACGCGAAAGCUGACCCAUCAUGCUUUGCUGAGGACUGUGCCGUACAACAGCUGUCACAGGACGACCAGCACAAAGUCUGAAAAAGGAGGAGCCAGCACCGCCGAGCAGAACGACAGCUCCUCCAAAACAACGCCACCUGAACAACAAACAGCGUGCGGGGAAACCACAGAUGCAGACGAAUUACCGUCAAGUAGUUCCAGAGGCUGCACAGCAGCAAAUCAAGAGUCACAUGCAUCCAAAAAGGGGCGUCGGGCGGCGGCGGCGGCGGCGGUGCAGGAGCCGGAGCCUCUGACGGCUCAGAGGAGGAGAGAGCUGGAGCACUACCUAAAACUGAAGAGUGACGGCUGGCUGCAGGACAGGAGCGGCCGGUGGGUUAAAGACGAGAAUGUGGAGUUUGACUCAGACGAGGAGGAGCCGCCUGCCCCCCCCACCGACUGACUGAGAGACAACUGUGAAACAACAUCGACCACAACGGCACCGGCAGAGACCACAGUGUUGUUUUUCGAGCAGAAGGACUCUCCUUAUCAGGCUUGUGCCAUCCAUCAGCCCUCCUCCGCAGACAUCACAUGCUUUUCUUGUGCUGCUCCUCCAAACCCUGUGUAAUCAAAGCACUGAUGGCUCUUUUCCACAUUUCAACUGGAUCCUUUUCAGUGGCCUCCAAGUGAGCAGCGAACAUCACUUACUGUUCACAGUCGCAUUAAAGUCACAGUAAAACGAAAUUAAAUGACUUUCAUACCUUGUUAGAUAAUAAUCCAUAUCAAAAUGUAUGUCUGCUUAAUAAUAAAUGGCAAAAAAAUCUAUUUUUAUAUCAAAAUCCCAUUAGUUCCUGUGGAAAAGGCAGAAUUGCAGUUGUUUCAUGGAACACCAGUGAAUGUACAUUAACUUUUCUAACAAAUAAUACAUCACAUGUUUUUGAACACUGCGUUUUUGGGUGUCCGCCCUUAGAAAGUGUGUCUUUUCCCCAGUACACCCAACAUGGCGGCUGGAAUUGAUUCAUUUAAUAAAACCCAGUGUUUGUGACGACUCAGGAUAAACAUGCCGAACGUUUCACAAGUCCUGUGUUUGUUGUGCCUUUGAUCGGUUCCCUAACAUUUAAAGUUAUCACCUCAACUUCCUGUUUCACCUGGAAAUCCGUCGGAUCACGGACACCAUCGAAACCUUCCUUGAGAUUUUCGCUGUGCACGCCUCGCCGGCACCAACCUGAGCUCCUCAUCCGUCCUUCGGGGGCAGAAUCGCUGCACACGAAGCCAAAUCCACACCCGACUUCUCACUUGAACGUCGCUCGUGUGACCUAUAGAGAGGAUGAGACUAUUUCCAUCCUCCUUUUGUUGUCUCGCUCAGCCCGUUCGUUCCAUAUGAUUCCACCACGUGCCUCCGUUUAGGACUAAGCCCCCACCAGCUUAGCCAUAAAUCAGCAGCAGAUAGGGCGAUAUUGGUGCUAAUCUGGGUAGUGAAGCCACCGGUUAGCAUUCUUCACAGGGUUUUCAUUCAUUGCCCCUCCCAGCACAGUUGGUAUAAAUUGGAUAACACCGUCAGGGUUAGUGAGAGGGAGCGAAGGGACUUAACAUGGGUUAGUUUUUGAUGACAAUGCUAAUGUGUGUCAAAAGCGGACUCCAUCUUUAUUUCAGGGCUCAGUGCACAAACCUAAUAUCGACGAGUGAUCAUGAACCUUCGAGUGAGAUGGAGAGUUUCCAAUAAAGAAAUUAUUAAUGUAAUAUUUGCUGUAGAAGGAGUAAAUCAGUUAAUUCAGCGGCGAUUGAAGUCUGAUGACCUUUAACACAACGUAUGCCCUUUUAUUGUUCACCACACUGACACCAUCCUUUCAGAUUAAUAAACGGGACUACUGUAUUGUCAAUAUAAUGUUUCU